UAAAAAAACAUUCAGCAAAUGAAAAACAUUACAAUUAAGCUAUUCCAUUAAGAGUUAAAAUAGACGUACAUGUGCAUGCGUUGCGUUUAAAGUUACCAGUUCGUGUUUGUGUGUGUGUAAAAAGCCAAAAAAGACCGAAGGCGAACGAGGGGCGAAGACGAAGAGAAAAUGUCACGCAAAGCAGCAGCGACAGAAAAAGAGUGAAGAAAUUACAUUUUGGGGGAAGGAAAAGCGCAUGAAAACUCAACAAUAACAAUAUUAAAAGACUCGCUCUGUGCGAAAAAAAGGCGCAAUUCCAAUUCCACUGACAAUGCUUGCCCCAUGAAAACCAAAGAAUUUGUAUUGAAUAGACAUUGAGAGAGAGAAUCGAAAUUGAAAAUAACGAGUUGUUGUUGUUGCUGUUGUGCAGUUGUGCAGUUGUAACUCAAGCAGGCUCAGACACCUGCAAACGCAAGGAGGAGCGAUGAAAACAACUGAACUGAUCCUGGGGAGGCGCCUAACCACCACAACUGUUCUCGUACAGUACUCGUACUCGUUCCUUGAUUUGAAUGUCGUCGUCGACGCCGUCGUCGUCGCUGGUGGGUUCUGAAUUUGUACUCGGUUGCAAUUGGAACUGGGAUUGGGAUUGGGACUGCGAUAGCGUUAGCGAUUUGCACUCCUCCUCAUUGACACAAUGCAAAGUUUGGACUCAUCAUGCCAAGAAGCAGAUCUAUUCAUAAAUGACACGCUUAAGAAGCUAAAAGGCGACAACCCACUGAAUGCGAGUGCUCAGGGCCUGACCCAUGCCGUUGGCUCGGCCGUUCAACAGCAGUUUGUCUAUCAGACGCAGACGCAGAGUUCACAGGCGUCGCCACAGCCACAACAGUCACUGGGUCAGCAACAGCAGCAGUCGUCGUCGUACCAUCAAUUACAUCCGGUGCUCCAGGCCUCAGCAUGCUCACCCACGCUUGCCAUCAACAAUAGCCAGCAACAGCAGGUGCCAAGUGCUCCGGUUACGGUCAGCGUGCGAUCGUAUGUGGAGCCAAACUUGCUGCAGGCGAUACCUCAAAUACCUGCCCAACCGCCAAUCUGCAUAUUCGAUGAUGACGAAUCGCCAACAGAUUUGGGUGCGGGUGGUGGCAGCAUUGUCAUACUCACGGAACAGCCGCACCAUGGUACAGGAACGGCGAUUGCGAUAGCUCCGUCACCGUCAUCGUGCUCCUCAUCGACAACGACACUGUCAAAUUUGAACUCGAUCACGUCCCCAUCGCCGAUAGUUCCUGAUCUGUUGUUGUCAACGCCACCGGGUGUUAAUUCCAGCUUAAAUAAUAAUAGUAAUAGCACCACCGUCACCAAUUCACAUAUUUUCCAGCAUCUGCAGCAACAGCAGCAGCAGCACCUGCAGUCCCACAGCAUAAGCAACAACAACAAUAACAAUAGUAAAAAAGCUGACAGACGGCCAGCCUCAAGUGGCUCAAAUGCAUCGUCGGGCAGCGGCAGCAGUCAUCAUCAACACCAACACCACCACCAUCAUCACCAGCAGCACCAGCCGCACCUCCAACAGUCCCAGCCGCAUAACCACAAUGUCCUCUCAUCGCCCACAUCGUCGCCAAGCAAGCGACAGAAAAACAGCAGCAGCAGCAGUAGCAGCAACAACAAUAACAACAAGGAGUGCAGUUCCUCUAGUCGCAACACAGCUCCAACGACCGCAUCAUCGCGUGCUGCCGCCGGAGCUGGCUCCAACAAUACUAUCAAUGCCAGUAGCAAUGCAUCAUCAUCAUCCACCACCGCCUCCACAUCCAGCACCAGCAAGCGAGAAACGCCAACAAAGUUCUUUAAUAUACACGACAAAAUCAAGGAGCUAUAUGUGCAAUUGCUCAGCAACGAUUUGAAUCACUUUACGGAAACCGGGCUAAAGCAGCGAAGUCGGUCAUUUAUACUGGAACGACUUGUGGAGUGCGAACGAUUGAACACCAUUGUUGUCAACCUGUAUCCUGGCAAUAAGGGCUACUCCCUGGCACUGCACUAUGACGAGCAAGCUAUGCUUAAUCCACACACAAACGAAUGGAUUGUCGCGGACAGCGCCCACCAUCUGCACGGCAGCGAGAAUGCAACCGACAAGAGCACCACCAACACCACCAGUCGGAGCAAAGCGCAAAGCGCCGACAGCGAUGCGAGUAACCCGUUCCGCACAAAGGCGAGACUGACCGAAAACAACGAUGCCAGCGGCGGAGAUUCAGCGUCUGCGCCAGCAUCAUCGGGAUAUGGCCUGGUUGAGGUGCUGCGCUGGCCGUAUGAGAACGAUUUGCUGUUGCAGUGCAUCGAUCGCGAACUGCUGCCCGAGUUCCUCAUGGAUCUGCUGAGCGCGGACACCGUCAGCCUGAGCUCACCCCAAGAUGGCAGCGAGGGGUCGCGGGUGUAUGCCAAGCCCAGCGUCUUUUAUGCUGGCUGUGUAAUUGCGCAGAUACGCGAUUUCCGCCAGACGUUUGCCACCUCAACAAAUAUCUGUGAUAUGAAGCACAUCCUGCUGCGACCGAGCAAUGCCACGCUAUUCGCGGACGUCCAGCAGCUGGGCAGCUCCCUGGGUUGGGCGGGCGCAACGUCCGAGGAUCGGCUGACACUCGAGAGUCAACUGGUGCUGGCGACGGCGGAGCCAUUGUGCCUGGAGCCAGAUCCAAGCAUUGGCCGGCAAUCAAUCAAUGCGCAGCACGAACGCCAACGCUUCAACUCGCACGAAAUGCGCCGCCAAAUGAAGAAGUUCACCCAGGUGGCCAUCAAUCGCAAGCGUAAGCUCGAUCAGUUCACGCAUCAUCAGGGCCUCGAGCUGUGCGACUAUCUGACGCGUCUGCGCCAGCGGCCGCGCACAAGUAGCAGCAAUCAGGCGAACGCCACACCCGCGACGGCGCCCAGCAACAAUCCGUUGGUGGGCGCCAUGCUCUCCUCUUUCACGUCAAAGGUGCCGCGACGACCGCACGAGGUCAUCCGACCCAUAAGGCCGCCCACUCUCGACUAUCCGGCGAAUCUGAAGGUGCCCGAGCACGUGAUCAGCGUGGAGAAAUAUGCCAAGACUUUCGAGCCACUCAGCGAGUUCAGCGAUGCGUGCAAGGAGCGCUGCCAGCCAAAUUGUCGUCACAGCUUUCAGCCGCAACUCAUCGAGGAAUAUGUGCUGGAGACGGAACGGGAGGCCAGCGAGGGACGGCGUGCUCUCUAUCACAUCAAGCUGUCAAUUUACCAGCGUCCCUCCGAUGCCGAAUAUCUGGGUGAGCUCUAUGUGGAUCGCGACUAUCGCGAGGGCGAGCGCAAUGGGGAGUCGUGCCGCUUUGCGCUGGGCACCCGCGUCCAUGCGAAUCGCUAUAUUCAGCAAUUCCGCGAGAUAUUCACUGAGGAGGGACGCAAGGCUGUUAAAAUUACGCAUCUGAUACCUGGACAUGUGCCAAUUGUUACCCACACUGGACUAACCAAUGAGCAGCGAUUGCUAUUGCAGCAGCAACAGCAACAACAACAGCAGCAACAACAGCAGCAGCAACAACAACAGCAGCAGCAGCAGCAACGACAAGUCCAGUUUACUCAGCAACAGCAGCAGCAGCAACAACAGUUACCUGCCACAGUGCAUCAUGUGGCGCAAACGCAUCCGAAUGUCACUUUGUCCCGUCAACCAAUUAUCGCCAAGGCAGUCAACAACACGAUUAGCAUGCAGCAAACGUUUCGACAGCAACAACAACAGCAACAACCACUUGCCACCACUCAAUUUAACGUUGAUGGUGCACUUCAAAUUCAGCAACAACAACAACAACAGCAGCAACAACAGACGCAGCUUGUCAGUGGCAAUAGCAAUGUGGUGCAGCAGCAGGCGCCGCAACAACAACAACAGCAUCAGCACAUACAUCUGCUUACCACCAGCGGCAAUGCAACGAACACCACCGCACAUCAGAUGAGUCUGGGCAACGGAUCGCUCGUACUGCUGCAACAACAGCCGCAACAACAACAGCAGCAGCAGCAGCAACAACAACAACAGUUGACCACAACCCUACAGCACUCGGGCAUAACUAUACAGCCAGCCAACAUGCAGCAGCAACAGCAGCAGCAAAAAGCAGCAACAGCUCAGUUGAACACGGCCAUAGGUGCCAACUCCGCAUUGCGCGCCCAGCUCAACUCCAAUGUGCCAAUUCUCCAAUCGCAACUGAAGACAACUCAAAUUGUUAGCACACAACAUCAAUUGCUGCAAAAACAACAACAACAACAGCAGCAGCAACAACAACAACAGCAACAAUUAAGUGCCUCAAAUAACAACAACAUAAACAGCAACAAUAAUAACAACACGGCCAUGCAUCCAAAUCCUGCGAUAAAUGCUAUAGUCACCAGUAUCAUGAACUCUGCCAACCAGUACCAGCAGCAGCAACAACAUCAGCAUCACCAACAACAACAGCAGCAGCACUCAGGCAGCACACCCACCAGCAACAAUAACAACAACUCGACAGCAACCAUCAAUAUUGGCAGCAAUAACAGCGGGAACAAUGCCUCGACAACAACGCUGAAAAACUCUAGCAAUGCUUCGAUUCUGAACCUGCUUAAUAGUGCGCCUGCAGCCAUGACGAGCACACCCGUUGCCAGUGGCACAUUUACUACCUCGUCCACUGGCCAGCAACAAACGUUGACAUUGGUGCAGCACCAACAGCAGCCGCAGCAGCAGCAACAACAACAACAGCAGCAGCAACAACAACAGCCGCAGCAGCAACAACAAACAGCGCCCACAAAUGUUGAUGCAGCUACAACCACCUACGUGCAAACGACUCGUGGCACUCCGACGUUGGUGCAACGCAAACAGUCGUCUAACGAGGUGCUGCAGAGUUUGCUGAAUCGCAAAAUUAACUUGGUUGGCACAAGUGGGGCGACCACAUUUCGCACCAACUCGGCGGGCAACCUGAUUGCCGUCAAUCUGAAUCAGCCGCAGGGUCAAGCUCAGCAGCAGGCAGUCGAUGUUAGUCAUGCGGUGCGCGUAUCAAUGUCGGCGCUUGCCUCGCAACUGGCCUCGCCACCGGCCGUCAUGACGAAUCCCACCACUGGUUACGGCGCCUAUACGGUCAGCACGGGCGGCGUCUGCAGCAGCCUCAAAAUACUCAAUACGGGCCAACAGCAGCAGCAGCAGCAACAACAACAACAGCAGCAGCAACGUUUACUGAGCUCGUUGCGCAGGGAUAGUACAACUGGCCCGCCAAAUGCCAUUGUUGUCGGAAUGGCGGCACCAUCGCCUGGCAGCGAUUCCAAUGCAUCGAAUGCUAGUGGAUUUGCGGUACCCACCAAUCUGUCAUCGGCGUCGGGCGGUGGGGCGCUCAGUGCACUGCUUACCAAUGCUGCCACACCCUCGCCGUCCGGUUCGGAUCACUCGCAGUCGUCUCAAACGCACCAGAAUCAGGUGCUGCUCGAUCGGCUCAGCAAUGUGACAUCGAAUGUGUCCGCCGUGUCAUCCGUAGCAAUGCCGCACAUGUCGCCGCAACAAGUGGGCUCAGUGCAGCAGCAACAGCAGCAGUUUAUUACCAAAACACUGGUGCACUCGCCCGCCACAUCAUCCAUACACUCGCCCAUGUCUAGUCCACACCCGCAGCCGUCAGCGUCGCCACAGCAGCAGCAACAGCAGCAGCAAACUGCCACGCUAAAUCUGCAGGGCAUCAAUCUGUCGCAGCUGCAGGGCGCCAUGGCAAACUUUGCUGGUUUGCAGAAUGUGCAGGUGCAGAUUCCCGGCUUCACGCAGCCCAUUUCGCUGCAGUUCUCCAACAAUGGCUUGCAAGCGACAUCAGUGCAGUUGCAGCAACAACAACAGCCACAACAGCAGCAGCAGCAACCACAACAGCAGCAGCAACAACAACAACAGGCAAACACAAGUAACGCCACUGCGAGUGGAGCUUUGGCGCAAGCGCCAACACAACAGCGCAGCGUGUUGGUCUCUGUGCCCGUAUCGCAGCAACAGCAGCUGCCACACACCAUCACAUUGCAGACGACACAAACGUCGCCCCAACAACAACAGCAGCAGCAGCAGCAACAACAUCAACAUGCCCCACCCACGGGCACCAUUGUUAACCUGCCCUCAGGGAUGUCCGGGACACAGGCGGUAGUUAUUACAAAUAAUGCAGCUGCCAGCUCGGGUGGCAGCGGCGGUGGCGGCGGCAAUGCCAGCGGCACUGGAACGACAACGACUAUGCUCACGCUGCCCAUUGCUCAACUAGUCGGUGCCGGAGUACAGAAACUAAAUCCUCAAACUAUACGUACCUCAAGCGGUGGUGGUGUAGGUGUUGUCACAACAGCAGCCACCGGUGGCAUCCAGCCUCGUCCGCGCAGCGUUCAGGUUGUUGGCACCAAGCAGCUAGCCAGCAGCCGACAGCUGCUCGCCACACAGCGUCAGAUUGGCGGAUCAACGUUGAAGAUCGCGUCAGCGACCGUGAAUGCCAAUGCCGUUACUAAUAGUGCCAACCUUAGUGCUGGGCCCAUUCUGAUGUCUGGGCAGAAGGUGCAACUGAAGACCGUCAAGGCGCCAACGCAGCAGCAACCACAACAACAGCAACAGCAGCAACAACAUCGAAUACUCAACCAGAGCACUGUAACGUCCGGCUCCCAGGCGCUGCCCAGUCCUAGCCAGGUGGCCCACCCACAGCUACAGCAUAUACAAAUCGCUGGCCGUGCUGUUCCAGCAAAUGCAAGUGUCAUGAACCAGCGCACCCUGACGGCGCUGGCGGUGGCGAAGCAGCAGCAACAACAGGCAGCGGUUAAUCGACGGCGCUCCACCACCGAUGCGACCAAGUAAUGGCACUCAGUUUCCACACUGCGUUGCGUUGAAAUGUGAGAUCAGCUUCUCCAUCCUAGCCUAGCCACAGGAAUACUGUUUGCAAUGGGAGCAGUACUUGCUAAUAUUGCAGUCAUAGCGAUCUAUUAAUUUUUGUUAAUUGAGGAGAGGAGACAAGUAAUAAGGCUACGCGUUGUGUAUUUGCAUGAUAUUAUAGUUUAUGUUUACAAAUUAUUAAAUAGCACUACUAGCAUACAUUGUAUACCCAUAUAUCUGCAUAUAUAUCUUUUGAUGUGUAUAAUCGUAAGUGUAAAUUAUGUGGGCUGAUAGAGUGCUCAAGCCGUAUGAGAUCAACACAACAGCCAGCUCAUUUAAUAGCGCAAACCUCUAGUGAGCUCGUUGAAUUGGCAUCAUCAUCAUCAUCCGAGUUGUGGAGGAUGCCAAUUUGGCGACAGUUUAGGUGAAGCCAAUGGCGACUGCAAUUGUCUGUGUCCCUUGCAAAAAACUACUGCUAAACUACAAAACGAAUUAAGUGUAAAGCUCUUAUUAAUAUUUAUCUAAUUGUACAUAUUAAUUGUUUCAUAUUAACGUGCGCCGAAAAGCCAUUUAUAAAAACAACAACAAAAAAACAAAAAAAAAAACAAAAACAAAAGAAUGUCUUAUCAGUUUGGCUCUCCCAACUCCAAUUUGUUACAACGUAAGACUAGCAAUGUAAGCGUGCGUGCUAACUUUAAGCUUAAGCAGUAAGCCAGAAAGGCCCUUUAAUACAAAUGGAAAUAAACGAAAAAUAAAAAUAAACAACAAAACAAAACAAAAACAA
Drosophila grimshawi is the source of this 7574-nucleotide messenger RNA. RefSeq lists its product as uncharacterized. Gene Ontology annotation, molecular function: transcription coregulator activity. Gene Ontology annotation, cellular component: SAGA complex. Lineage: Eukaryota; Metazoa; Arthropoda; Insecta; Diptera; Drosophilidae. The record is from RefSeq and is a predicted model, not a curated record. The transcript is spliced from 7 exons. Gene Ontology annotation, biological process: regulation of transcription by RNA polymerase II. Bases 674 to 6775 code for a protein of 2033 amino acids.